UCUCCAUCUGUUUUCGCCUUAAUUUUCUUCGAAGCCCCUUAUUUUUCUUUUCAUAGGAAUAAUUAGGACCCCGUUUGUUUCCCAGGAAGAUUUAACGGGAAAAGAGCUAAAUUUUUAUUUCGUUUUCUUCGAAGCUAUGGCUUCCCAAAAACCCCAAAGAACCCCAGAAGAAAUAGAGGAUAUAAUCCUCAGGAAAAUCUUCCUCGUAGCCCUUAAAGAAAAUCCAUCGUCUUCUGAUCCAAGGGUUGUUUACCUGGAGAUGACGGCAGCUGAGAUCUUAAGUGAAGGGAAGAAUCUUUUACUCUCUCGUGAUCUAAUGGAAAGGGUUUUGAUUGAUCGUCUCUCCGGCGAAUUCCCAAAUUCGGAACCCUCUUUUGAUUAUCUCAUCGGUUGUUACAAGCGAGCCCAUGAAGAAAUCAAGAAGAUUUCCAACAUGAAAGACAAAACGCUGCGUUCCGAGAUGGAAUCCGCCGCUAAACAGGCGAAGAAGCUGGCUGUUUCUUAUGCUAGGAUUCAUCUGGGGAAUCCCGAUUUGUUCUCUAAUGGUGAAUUAAGGGAUAAUAAACCUAAAGUGCGUCCUUCUGGGUCUUCGAAUUCCCCUUUGUUUCCAUUACUCUUUGCUGAACUUUCGAAUGGAGUUAUGCUUGAUGGAUUUGGAGGUAACGAUUUUGGAAGAGGCGUGGAUUGCCCACCUGGGUUUUUUGAAGAGUUCUUCAAGGAUUCGGAUUUCGAUACUCUAGACCCGAUCUUAAAAGGGUUGUAUGAGGAUUUAAGAGGGAGUGUUUUGAAAGUUUCUGUUUUGGGGAAUUUUCAGCAACCUUUGAGAGCUUUAUCGUAUCUGGUUAAACUUCCCGUUGGUGCUAAGAGCCUGGUUAAUCAUCCAUGGUGGAUUCCUAAAGGGGUUUACUUGAAUGGACGUGUCAUUGAAAUGACUAGCAUUUUGGGUCCCUUUUUCCAUGUUAGUGCUUUGCCUGAUCAUACGAUUUUCAAGAGCCAGCCUGAUGUUGGCCAGCAGUGCUUCUCAGACGCAUCCACUAGACGAGCGGCUGACUUGUUAUCUUCAUUCACCACAAUCAAGACUCUCAUGAAUACUUUAUACAAUGAUCUGGCUGAUGUUCUUCUCUGUCUCCUUAGAAACGCUGAGACCCGUGACAGUGUCCUAGAGUAUCUUGCAGAAGUCAUCAAUAAAAAUGCAUCAAGGGCCCAUAUACAGGUGGAUCCUAUAUCUUGUGCUAGUUCUGGCAUGUUUGUCAAUCUCAGCGCCGUUAUGCUCCGGCUUGCAGAACCAUUUUUGGAUGCAAAUUUAUCAAAAAUCGAUAAAAUCGAUCCAACCUAUGUCUUCAACAGUAAUCGUUUGGAUUUGAGGGGGCUAACUGCUCUGCAUGCUACCUCGGAAGAAGUUGCUGAAUGGAUUGAUAAAGUUAAUCCUGUAAAAAUUGAUGGGAGUGGACUAAGUUGUGAUGGUGAAAAUCGUUUGAGGCAAAUGCAAGAUGCAUCCAGUUCAGGAAGUACCCACAAUGUGAAGCCUACCCAAAGUAGCGGUGUAAAAGCUAAAUAUACAUUUAUUUGUGAAUGCUUCUUUAUAACAGCUAGGGUACUUAACUUGGGCCUUCUAAAGGCAUUUUCAGACUUUAAGCAUCUUGUACAGGACAUUUCGAGAAGUGAAGAUGCACUGGCCAGCUUAAAAGCUAUGCAAGAACAGACACCUUCUCCACAACUGGAGCUCGAUAUAUCGAGGCUUGAGAAGGAGAUCGAAUUGUAUACACAGGAAAAGUUCUGUUACGAAGCACAAAUUUUGAGGGACGGGGUGCUUAUUCAGCGUGCACUUUCAUUCUAUCGACUAAUGGUGGUUUGGUUAGUUGGCUUGGUUGGUGGAUUCAAAAUGCCCCUGCCGUCUACAUGUCCAAUGGAAUUUGCUUCGAUGCCAGAGCACUUUGUGGAAGAUGCUAUGGAACUAUUAAUAUUUGCCUCCCGGAUUCCAAAAGCUCUUGAUGGGGUUAUACUGGAUGAUUUUAUGAAUUUUAUUAUCAUGUUUAUGGCAAGUCCGCAAUUUAUCAAGAACCCGUAUCUCAGAGCAAAAAUGGUUGAAGUUUUGAACUGUUGGAUGCCACGUAGAAGUGGCUCAUCUGCGACAUCGACACUAUUUGAAGGGCAUCAACUAUCUUUGGAAUAUCUUGUGCGGAAUCUGUUAAAGCUAUAUGUUGAUAUUGAGUUCACAGGUUCUCAUACACAGUUCUAUGAUAAGUUCAACAUCCGACAUAACAUUGCCGAACUUCUUGAAUAUCUUUGGCAAGUUCCUAGUCACCGUAAUGCUUGGAAACAGAUUGCGAAGGAAGAAGAAAAGGGUGUUUAUCUGAAUUUCUUGAAUUUCCUGAUCAACGAUAGCAUCUACCUUCUCGAUGAAAGUCUUAACAAAAUCCUUGAACUCAAAGAGCUCGAGGCCGAGAUGUCAAAUACGGCAGAAUGGGAACGCAGGCCUGCUCAGGAGAGGCAAGAGAGAACUAGACUGUUCCACUCCCAGGAGAAUAUUAUACGAAUUGAUAUGAAGUUGGCAAAUGAGGAUGUUAGCAUGCUGGCAUUUACAUCCGAGCAGAUUACAGCUCCUUUUCUACUCCCUGAGAUGGUCGAAAGAGUGGCAAAUAUGCUCAACUACUUUUUAUUGCAAUUAGUCGGCCCUCAAAGAAAAUCUCUUACGCUGAAAGACCCUGAAAAGUAUGAAUUCCGACCGAAAGAGUUACUCAAGCAGAUUGUCCGCAUAUAUGUUCAUCUGGCGAGGGGUGAUUCCAAAAACAUAUUUCCCACCGCCAUCUCCAGUGAUGGCCGAUCGUACAACGAACAGUUGUUUAGUGCUGCAGCAGAUGUUCUUCGAAGAAUCGGUGAGGAUGGGAGGAUUAUACAAGAUUUUAUUGAACUUGGUACAAAGGCCAAGGCUGCGGCUUCAGAGGCCAUGGACGCCGAAGCGGCACUCGGAGAUAUACCCGAUGAAUUCCUUGAUCCAAUUCAAUAUACGUUGAUGAAGGAUCCGGUGAUCUUACCAUCUUCGAGAAUCACAAUAGACAGACCUGUUAUCCAGAGACAUCUUCUAAGCGAUGGCACCGAUCCAUUCAACCGAUCUCAUCUUACCGCGGAAAUGCUGAUUCCGGACACCGAACUUAAGGCAAGAAUUGAAGAGUUUGUCAGGUCCCAGGAACUGAAGAAGCAUGGAGAAGGCUUGAACAUGCAAAGCUCUAAAGGCACAAUACAACCAACCAGUGGAGAGAUGUUAAUUGAUUAGGUUGAAUUAGGGUUCAUCAUAGUUUCUCGAAUUGUGUAUUUAUUAUGUUUUUCCAUAUAUGUAUUCAUGUUAUAUAUA
Messenger RNA from Hibiscus syriacus, 3352 nucleotides. RefSeq names its product probable ubiquitin conjugation factor E4. The coding region runs from base 137 to 3274 and encodes 1045 amino acids. Gene Ontology annotation, biological process: protein polyubiquitination. The transcript is spliced from 16 exons. The record is from RefSeq and is a predicted model, not a curated record. Gene Ontology annotation, cellular component: cytoplasm; ubiquitin ligase complex; nucleus. Gene Ontology annotation, molecular function: ubiquitin-ubiquitin ligase activity. Lineage: Eukaryota; Viridiplantae; Streptophyta; Magnoliopsida; Malvales; Malvaceae.